Messenger RNA from Argentina anserina (silverweed cinquefoil), 2176 nucleotides. RefSeq names its product wall-associated receptor kinase-like 20. The coding region runs from base 1 to 1917 and encodes 638 amino acids. The transcript has 4 exons. NCBI's taxonomy places the organism in Eukaryota, Viridiplantae, Streptophyta, Magnoliopsida, Rosales, Rosaceae. The record is from RefSeq and is a predicted model, not a curated record. Gene Ontology annotation, molecular function: ATP binding; polysaccharide binding; protein kinase activity. Gene Ontology annotation, biological process: protein phosphorylation.
AUGGCCGCCCCUCCCCACCUCCGCCUCCUCACGGCGUCGCUCCUAAUACUAACCUUCGCGUGUACCACACUCUCCAUAGAGCUCUGCCCUCCCUGCGGCAACACCACCGUCCCCUACCCCCUCUCCACCUCCCCCACCUGCGGCGACCAGUCCUACAAGAUCCGCUGCGACAACCUCACCAACUCCCUCCUCUUCGACACCCUCAACAACUCCUACCCCAUCUCCUCCAUCUCCCCCUCCUCCCAACGACUCGUCGUACGCCCCUCCGCCUUCCUCUCCCCCUCCUCCUGCGUCACCGCUGACAUCACCCACCAGGGCAUCCAGCUCAACGAGUCCCUCCCCUUCAACGUCACCAGUAGCAACACCAUCCUCUACCUCAACUGCUCCGACUCCAUCCUCCGGUCGCCGUUGAACUGCAGUUCCUCCAGCUUAUGCCAUACUUACGUCAACGACACUAGUAAUGCUGCAGCCGGGUCGUGUAGAGAGGCUCCGAUUUGCUGUGAUUUUAGGGCGGGAGGGUCGUCCACGUCGUAUAUGAUCCGGGUCAGAGACUCGGGUUGUAGUGCCUAUACUAGCUUUGUGAACUUGGACAGGGUUUUACCGGUGGGGCUGUGGCCGGAGCCGGGUGUGGAGUUAGAGUGGGUGGCGCCGAGGGAGCCGGUGUGCGGUGCGCAGUCGGAUUGUGAGGGGAAGUCGGUGUGUGGAUCCGACCCGGUUCAGAAUGGGGUAAAGAGAUGUUUCUGUAAUUCCGGGUUUUCGUGGGACCCGAUUUCAGGGUUUUGCGUUGAUGAUAGUAUUGAUUCAAAGGACAAGACCGGACUAAUAGCAGGUUUAACUUCUGGCAUUGGCGCAUCACUACUUGCAGCCACCGUUGCCAUUCUACUUUACAGGCGCCACAGGCGCAUCAAAGAAGCACAAGACCGCUUGACAAGAGAGCGCGAAGCAAUCCUAAAUGCCAAUGGAGGUAGAGCAGCGAAAGUUUUCACCGGAAAAGAGAUCAAGAAGGCAACAAGUAACUUCUCCAGAGACCUCCUCUUAGGUGCUGGUGGAUAUGGUGAAGUCUACAAAGGAACACUCGAAGAUGGCACUGUUGUGGCUGUGAAGAUCGCCAAGCUUGGAAACACCAAAGGCACUGAUCAAGUCCUAAAUGAGGUCCGAAUUCUGUGCCAAGUUAACCACAGGAGUCUUGUUCACUUGCUAGGGUGCUGUGUGGAGUUAGAGCAGCCUAUUAUGGUGUACGAGUACAUUGAGAAUGGAACUCUACUGGAACAUUUGCAAGUUCGGAAAGGAGUUGGUCAAUCACUUCUUUCAUGGACUCAGCGUCUCCAAAUUGCUCAUGACACGGCGGAGGGUCUUGCUUACCUCCACUUCUCCGCAUGCGCUUUGCCCCCAUUUUUAGUAGUGGUCCCUCCAAUUUAUCACCGUGACGUCAAGUCUAGUAACAUUCUACUUGAUUACAAGUUAAAUGCCAAGGUUGCUGAUUUUGGCUUAUCAAGGUUGGCUCAUACUGAUAUGAGUCACAUCUCAACAUGCGCUCAGGGAACUCUCGGGUACCUUGAUCCUGAAUAUUACAGAAACUAUCAACUGACAGACAAGAGUGAUGUCUAUAGCUUUGGUGUUGUGCUGUUGGAGCUGAUGUCCUCUCAGAAAGCUAUAGACUUCAACAGGGAUGCCGAGGAUGUGAACCUUGCAGUUUAUGUGCAGAGGCUGAUGGCGGAAGAGAAGCUUAUGGAUGCGAUUGAUCCAAUGCUGAAAGAAGGAGCAACAGCAUUGGAGAUGGACACCAUGAAGGCACUAGGGUUCUUGGCAUUGGGUUGUUUAGAGGAACGCAGACAGAAUAGACCUUCGAUGAAAGAAGUCGUAGAGGAGAUCGAGUACAUUACAAGCAUUGCCACAGCAAAGGUUGUCGACGACUAGUUCAUAUUGCUAGCUCGUGUUGCACUAGGAUUCGCAGUUUUGUUCUAGGUAUAUGUCUGCCUAGCUAGUAUGCAUGCAUGGUUGUUUUAUAUAACAGAUAUGUAUUUGUACAUAAAGAGUGGUAUGCCUGGUUUUGUAUGUAGUAGUAGAACAAGUUCAGCUUGGAGAUUGCAAACCAAAUAAAGACUUGAAAAUUGGGAUGGUGAUUUCAGUUUUCGGUCACAAGCAGUAAAGAUUGCAACUCUUUGCAAUGAUUAUC